Molecule: messenger RNA, 1110 nt
Organism: Penicillium atrosanguineum
Lineage: Eukaryota; Fungi; Ascomycota; Eurotiomycetes; Eurotiales; Aspergillaceae
Product: tetratricopeptide repeat protein
Exons: 6
Coding region: 1-1110 (369 amino acids)
Molecular function (GO): protein binding
Source: RefSeq, a predicted model, not a curated record
AUGCCAUCCUUACGAAAUAUCCUCCAGAAACGGGACGAAUUAAGCUCAGAGAAACAAUCCGGACAACCGCAACAAACGUCAAUCUCUCCGCCCACCCCCGAAAUCACCUUCAUGCGCACGACCACCAAUACCCAAGAAAUAAUCACACCACCAACACACACCGACGAAUUCCCUCCUCUCUCCCCAAUAUCCCCGGAAAGUCGCCCAACCCUCUCAACCCCACGCCGAAGCUUCUCAUUCCUCCACCGUUCCCCCCGCUCCGAAUCCGCCUCAAGCCCAUCUCCAACCCGCACCCGUGAGCGCCGCCUCUCGAGCCUGCUACACCUUGAUGGGCGGCACCGGAGUGAUUCACGUAAUUCGUCUGCAAAUAUUCCGGCAGAUUUGCCGCAGAUGGUAGACGAGCAGGGCGACAAGGAGGCGAGGGAGGAGGCGUGGGAGAGGAGGGCAACGGUGCUUGUCCAGCAGAAUCCGCAGUUCGGGCAGCUUUCGCCGAGAGCAUCGGAGGGGGAUCUGGGGAGUGAGAAGGCGAGGUCGAGGAGUUCGAGUCAGGGGAAUGUGGGUGUGCAGGAUGAUAUUAAUAUCCAGGAGGCUAUUCGGUUGCAUGAGGCUGGAGAUCUGGAGCGAUCAACGCAAAUGUUCGGCCAGCUGGCUGAUCCCAAUGACACGAAUAACCCUCUCAGUCAGGUUUUGUACGGACUGGCUCUUCGACACGGCUGGGGCUGUGCCAAAGAUGAAACCCAAGCUGUUUCCUACUUAUCAGCCGCAGCGUCAAACUCAGCUGCCGUGGAGUCUGAGGCACUCCGCGCUGGCAUGAAGAAAGGCGGCGUCGCUAAGGGCGAACUCGUGCUCGCCAUGUUCGAGCUGGCGAAUUGUUUCCGUAAUGGCUGGGGCGUGACGAAAGACCCUUUUGCCGCUCGGCAAUAUUACGAGACGGCGGCUAAUCUGGGUGACACGGAUGCCAUGGACCAGGUUGCUUGGUGUUAUCUUGAGGGCUUUGGUGGGAAGAAGGACAAGUUCAAGGCAGCCAAGUAUCUGAGACUUGCCGAGGAGAGUAGCGGUCCGACGGUUGGGAAUUCAUGGAUCUGGAAGGAAAAGUAUAAUCCAAAAUAA